AUGGCGGACCUCCAACACGGUGCAAUCGGCACGCACUCGAGCAAUUCCUCUUCGGAAAAUCCAAAUCAUCUGAAUACGAAUAUCGAAUCGGGCGCUUUCGACGAGAAGACAGGGCACCAUGAAAUCACCACCAGCAAGCAGCUGCGCGAAGAAGAAGAGGAAGACGAGGACAUGGACGCUCUGAUCGAUGAGCUCGAAUCACAAGACGGCCAUGCCGAAGAGGAGGAAGAAGAUGAUGCUGCCAAUCCUAGUACAGGACGAGUUGUUCCAGAAGACCAGCUACAAACGGACACUCGAAUGGGUCUCACAGAAUCGGAGGUUCUUGCUCGCCGCAAGAAGUACGGCAUGAAUCAGAUGAAGGAGGAAAAGGAAAACUUGAUUCUCAAGUUCCUUGGAUACUUUAUUGGUCCUAUUCAAUUCGUGAUGGAGGCUGCUGCUGUUCUCGCUGCCGGUCUUCAAGACUGGGUCGAUUUCGGUGUUAUCUGCGCUCUUCUAUUGCUCAAUGCUGCUGUUGGUUUUAUCCAAGAGUACCAAGCUGGCUCCAUUGUCGACGAAUUAAAAAAGACCCUCGCCCUCAAGGCAGUGGUACUUCGUGACGGCCGUCUUUUCGAGGUUGAGGCUCCCGAAGUUGUUCCUGGCGAUAUCCUCCAAGUUGAAGAAGGAACCAUUAUUCCCGCCGACGGUCGCAUUGUGACGGACGAUGCUUUCCUCCAAGUCGAUCAAUCCGCCAUCACCGGCGAAUCACUCGCUGUCGACAAGCACAAGGGUGAUCAAUGUUAUGCCUCCUCUGGUAUCAAGCGUGGUGAAGCCUUCAUGGUCAUCACUGCCACUGGAGAUAACACCUUCGUUGGACGUGCCGCCGCUCUCGUUAACCAAGCUUCAUCCGGAACUGGGCAUUUUACUGAGGUCCUGAACGGCAUUGGAACGGUUCUUCUGGUCCUGGUCAUUUUCACCCUUCUCAUUGUCUGGAUUUCCUCCUUCUACCGUUCCAACCCGAUCGUGCUUAUCCUUGAGUACACUCUUGCCAUUACUAUCAUUGGUGUUCCAGUCGGUCUUCCGGCUGUGGUCACCACUACUAUGGCUGUCGGUGCCGCAUACCUCGCAAAGAAGCAGGCCAUUGUCCAGAAGCUCUCCGCCAUUGAGUCUUUGGCUGGUGUGGAGAUUCUUUGCUCCGACAAGACCGGUACAUUGACCAAAAACAAGCUUUCCCUCGCUGAGCCCUUUACUGUUCCAGGUGUUGAAGCCGAUGAUCUUAUGCUGACUGCUUGUCUUGCUGCAUCUCGCAAGAAGAAGGGUAUCGACGCUAUUGACAAGGCUUUCUUGAAGGCUCUUCGAUUCUACCCCCGGGCCAAGUCUGUCCUCUCAAAGUACAAGGUUAUUGAGUUCCACCCCUUUGACCCAGUCUCCAAGAAAGUCCAAGCUAUCGUACAGUCACCACAAGGCGAGCGUAUUAUCUGUGUCAAAGGCGCACCACUCUUCGUUCUCAAGACUGUCGAGGAAGACCACCCAAUUCCAGAAGAUAUCGAUCAGGCCUACAAGAACAAAGUAGCUGAAUUCGCUACUCGCGGUUUCCGUUCUCUUGGUGUUGCCCGCAAACGUGGUGAAGGCCAAUGGGAGAUUCUUGGUAUCAUGCCAUGCUCUGACCCUCCUCGACACGAUACUGCUCGCACUAUCAACGAAGCUAAGACUCUCGGUCUCUCCAUUAAAAUGUUGACUGGUGAUGCUGUCGGUAUCGCACGUGAAACAUCCCGACAACUCGGUCUCGGUACAAAUGUUUAUAACGCUGAACGUCUUGGUCUUGGUAGUGGAGGCGGUGACAUGCCAGGUUCGGAAGUCUACGAUUUCGUCGAAGCCGCCGAUGGAUUUGCUGAGGUUUUCCCGCAACACAAGUACAACGUAGUCGAGAUUCUCCAACAACGUGGGUAUCUUGUCGCUAUGACAGGUGAUGGUGUGAACGACGCCCCAUCGCUCAAGAAGGCCGAUACUGGUAUUGCUGUCGAGGGUGCAUCAGAUGCAGCUCGCUCCGCCGCUGACAUCGUCUUCCUUGCCCCGGGUCUCGGUGCGAUUAUUGAUGCUCUUAAAACUUCCCGACAAAUCUUCCAUCGUAUGUACGCUUACGUCGUCUACCGUAUCGCCUUGUCUCUUCACUUGGAAAUCUUCCUUGGUCUCUGGAUCGCCAUCUUGAACAGAUCUCUCAAUAUUGAGUUGGUUGUUUUCAUUGCUAUCUUCGCCGAUGUCGCCACCUUGGCUAUUGCAUAUGAUAAUGCUCCAUUCUCCAAGUCCCCUGUCAAGUGGAAUCUUCCAAAGCUUUGGGGUAUGUCUGUUCUUCUCGGUGUCAUUCUUGCUAUUGGUACCUGGAUCACCCUCACCACCAUGAUUGCUCGUGGAGAAGAUGCUGGUAUUGUACAAAAUUUUGGUGUCAUGGAUCCUGUUCUUUUCCUCGAGAUCUCGCUUACCGAAAAUUGGCUCAUCUUCAUUACUCGCGCCAACGGUCCGUUCUGGUCCUCCAUUCCCUCCUGGCAACUAACCGGUGCCAUCUUGGUUGUCGACAUUCUUGCAACAUUUUUCACCCUGUUUGGUUGGUUCGUCAACGAAGGUCAGACCUCCAUUGUUGCAGUCGUUCGUAUCUGGAUCUUCUCAUUCGGUGUCUUCUGUGUCAUGGGUGGUGUCUACUAUCUCCUCCAAGAUAGUGUUGGCUUCGAUAACUUCAUGCACGGUAAAUCGUCGAAGAAGAACCAAAAACAGAGGUCUCUUGAGGAUUUUGUGGUCUCGCUUCAACGUGUCUCCACACAGCACGAGAAGUCGGCGUAA
Glarea lozoyensis ATCC 20868 is the source of this 2811-nucleotide messenger RNA. RefSeq names its product Calcium ATPase, transmembrane M. The transcript is spliced from 4 exons. Gene Ontology annotation, molecular function: ATP binding; P-type proton-exporting transporter activity; ATP hydrolysis activity. Gene Ontology annotation, cellular component: plasma membrane. The record is from RefSeq and is a predicted model, not a curated record. Gene Ontology annotation, biological process: regulation of intracellular pH; proton export across plasma membrane. Lineage: Eukaryota; Fungi; Ascomycota; Leotiomycetes; Helotiales; Helotiaceae. The coding region runs from base 1 to 2811 and encodes 936 amino acids.